Messenger RNA from Cynara cardunculus var. scolymus (artichoke), 932 nucleotides. Its product is annotated as aquaporin SIP1-1-like. Bases 94 to 804 code for a protein of 236 amino acids. The record is from RefSeq and is a predicted model, not a curated record. The transcript has 3 exons. NCBI's taxonomy places the organism in Eukaryota, Viridiplantae, Streptophyta, Magnoliopsida, Asterales, Asteraceae. Gene Ontology annotation, biological process: transmembrane transport. Gene Ontology annotation, molecular function: water channel activity. Gene Ontology annotation, cellular component: membrane.
UGCCAUAGGUGUCUAUAUAAUAAGUGCAAUCGGAGAUUCCAAAGCCAACUCCACUCCUUUCUGCAGCUUUUCCGGUGAAUCGGAGGAGAAGAUAUGGGACUAGUCAAGGCUGCAAUUGGUGAUGGUGUUUUGACUUUCUUAUGGGUGAUCUGUGCUUCCUCCCUUGGUGCUGCUACUUCCGUUAUAGCUAAAACCAUCGGCGUCAAAGGAAUGGCUACAAUCUUAAUCACCAUCUCCCUCGUCUUCAUCCUAUUGUUCAUCUUCGGUAUGAUCGGCGAUGCCUUAGGUGGCGCUAGUUUUAAUCCUACUGGUACUGCUGCCUUUUACGCCGUCGGCCUCGGCGGCGAUUCUCUCAUCUCCGCCGCAGUUCGAUUUCCUGCUCAGGCUGUUGGUGCUGUUGGUGGUGCUCUUGCGAUUCUGGAAUUCAUGCCGCGGGAAUAUAAACAUAUGUUAGGAGGACCUUCUCUAAAAGUCGACAUGCAUACGGGCGCCAUUGUUGAAGGCAUGUUGACCUUCACGAGCACCAUUGCCGUCCUCUACGUUAUCCUUAGAGGACCUAACAGCGUGCUUAUGAAGAACGCGAUGCUUUCCACCUCCAUUGUUACACUUGUUGUUGUAGGUGGAGGCUAUACAGGUCCUUCAAUGAAUCCUGCCAAUGCGUUCGGAUGGGCGUACGUAAACAAUCGACACAAUACAUGGGAGCAGUUUUACGUUUACUGGAUUGCUCCGUUCAUGGGGGCAAUAUCGGCCGGAUGGGCUUUUCGUAUUGUCUUUCCACCACCUUCGAAGCAGAAAUCCGCCUGAAAACACGGCGAUCCGGUCACCAGAAAAGUACUUCUGCCCUGUGUACCCCCUAAUAGCAUAUUAUUGAUCAAGAACAAACUUGUGAAGUUGACAAUGCUUACUUUAAUGUAAUCUAUUUAACUGCUACC